AUGGCUUCAAUUAGUGGAGGGGUCGCCAAUAACGGCGAGGGACUGCAUUAUCAAGAGUUGAACGUCGAGACCGGCAAGAACACCGUCUUAAUGAUCCAUGGCGCUCUCCGUUCCGGCGAUGACUGGGACUUGAUCGUACCUCACCUACCCCGAGACUACCACCUUCUGAUCCCCGAUCUCCCCGGUCACGGACAAUCUAAAGAUAUCCUGCCGUUUUCGAAAAAGCUAUCAGCACGCCUGCUGGCCGACCUCAUCAGGAAGAAGGCGCUCAACGGCAGAGCUCAUGUCAUUGGAUUCAGUCUCGGCGCCGGAAUAGGGGUACAGCUUAUAUCGCAGUACCCUGACCUUAUCGAUGUCGUCUUCCUCUCCGGAUACGGGGCGGUCUCAGCUCCCCCAUCCGCCGUAGCAGCUGUUCUCUGGGCGCAGGAGCGCGGCGAAGCGCUUCUUCCAAAAUCAAUGAUCUCGUGGCUGAUGGACGGCACGGAUCUGAGCUCGUCAGGAUCUACGGUACCAAGUUAUGCACUUUGUCGUUCCAUCGCCGAUAACAUACACGCUGGAGAGGAGCCUUCCCCCUGGCCAGCAAGGACUCUGAUCGUCGCUGCUGGCAAAUCUGGCAUCCUGCCCACGGCCGAUAAUGCGGAUGCUGCGAGGAGGCUGCGAGAAAUUGCGUCGACUGUGCAGCCGGUUGGACAGACGAAGGCGUAUACCCACCGGCAGAUGCGGCACCCGUGGUGUAGGCAGGCGCCGCAGUUGUUUGCGCAGACGGCCACCAUGUGGUUUGAGCAUGGCACUGUUCCAGAGGGGUUUGAGGAGCUUUGA
Molecule: messenger RNA, 819 nt
Organism: Neohortaea acidophila
Lineage: Eukaryota; Fungi; Ascomycota; Dothideomycetes; Mycosphaerellales; Teratosphaeriaceae
Product: Alpha/Beta hydrolase protein
Exons: 1
Coding region: 1-819 (272 amino acids)
Source: RefSeq, a predicted model, not a curated record